This is a messenger RNA of Seriola aureovittata, 2141 nucleotides long. RefSeq lists its product as uncharacterized. Gene Ontology annotation, cellular component: nucleus. NCBI's taxonomy places the organism in Eukaryota, Metazoa, Chordata, Actinopteri, Carangiformes, Carangidae. Gene Ontology annotation, molecular function: DNA-binding transcription factor activity, RNA polymerase II-specific; RNA polymerase II cis-regulatory region sequence-specific DNA binding. Gene Ontology annotation, biological process: regulation of transcription by RNA polymerase II. The record is from RefSeq and is a predicted model, not a curated record. The transcript is spliced from 5 exons. Bases 6 to 1532 code for a protein of 508 amino acids.
GCGGGAUGAGCUCCCCCGUGGCCCUGCACACCCAGCUGGCCACCGUCAUGGAGUCUCUGGUCCACGCCGCGGUGGCGGAGCUCAAGAAGCUGGUGGAGGACAGCUCGGCCUUCCUGCUCAGCCUGGAGGUCCGGACCAGCGGCGCCGGGAAGGAGCCGCCUCUGCGGGGCAGGGCGCAGGACGAGAGCCGGGAGAAGAUGGUGCUGUUUGCCUCCAUCAUGGAGACUCUUGGGAACGAGGCUCUGGGGAAGAUCAUGAACAUCGUGGAUGAAGCCAAACUGCUGGUGGAAAUGGAGUCAGGGAGGGGGGGCAAGAGACCUCAGACUAGCAUCCUCAAUGUCAUCAACAACGCACAAGUCGAGCUCGAACACUCGUACGGACUCCGCCUGCAGAACUCUGAGGUAGACAAGUCCACUCAGACCAAACAAGAGGAGGAGGUGGCUGAAACCCCAUUUGUGAUGGCGGUCACCGUCAAAGACGAAAACGGAAACAUCAACCUGGGAGCCAUCGCUGAGAGAGCUCGACUUGAAGCCGCUCAGCCGGUUCCUGCAGACCUGCAGGAGAAAGGUCCUGGCGUUCCUGAGUUUGUCCUGCAGAGCGUCACCUGGAAGUACUUCAUGUGCACGGCGUGCGGGAAAUCCUUCACAUCUCAGAGCAACCUGAAGUCUCACUACCGCAUCCACACGGGGGAGAAGCCGUUCCCCUGCAGCGUCUGUGGCCGGGCGUUCCGUCAGCGGCAGAGCAUGCAGAGCCACAUGCGGACGCACACCGGUGAGCGGCCAUACGAGUGUCCACAGUGUGGGAAGUGUUUCUCCAAGCAGGCGCAGCUGAAGACGCACUCCAUCAUCCACACCGGGGAGAAGCCGUACGGCUGCGACGUGUGCGGCCGUCGCUUCAACCUCCUGCAGAACCUGCACCGCCACGCACACACCCACACCGGCAAGAAGAUCUUCGUCUGCAAUGUGUGUGGGAAAGGCUUCACCCGCGCCGUCACGCUCAAAACUCACGAGCUCAUCCACACCGGACAGAAACCCUUAAAGUGCGAGCAGUGCUCCAAGACUUUCCGCCACGCCGUCAACCUCAAGAAUCACCAGAGGAUCCACAGCGGCGACCGGCCCUUCAGCUGCGACCUCUGCGGAAAGAGCUUCCGACAGUCUGUGAACCUGAAGAUCCACCGCAGGAUUCACACCGGUGAGCGGCCGUUCAGCUGCAAAGAGUGCGGCAAGACGUUCAGCCAGCAGAGCAGCCUGAUCUCACACGGCCGCACACACUCCGACGAGAAGCCGUUCGCCUGCAGCGCCUGUGAUAAGAAGUUCAACAACGCCAACAGUCUGAAGCUGCACCUGCGUGUCCACACCGGGGAGAAGCCCUACACCUGUGACAUAUGUGGCAAGACCUUCAGCCAGGGCAGUCACCUGAGGACGCACAAGAGACACGUGCACGCCGGCGGGAAACAGUACAUCUGUGACAAGUGUGGGAAGAGAUACUCGGACCAACGCAACCUGAAGCUGCACAAGUGCGGCUACGCAUGAAAACACACCUGCUCUGUUCAGGUGUUUGAUUGACAGGAUAAAAUCUCCAGCUUCUUCAGCUGAGUCUGGAACAUUCACGAAGAACAAACUACAUUUAGUUUCUGAUGUUUGGAUUAAAAUUCACAGAUUCUUUAACUGAGUUUUGAACAUUCAGAGAAACAUGAAUGUGAAUGAUAUUUUUUUUGAGGAUAGAAUUUAUUUUUUCAGUUUGUUGACGAGGUGGUGGGUGUUAGACAGGAAGAGGACCUGUUUUAACCAAUCAGAGCUCACGUGUUGAUGUGGGCGGAUUCAGGUGAUAUUUUCCUUUGAUCAGACACAGCCACAAUCUCCAGGUUUUGAGGCCGUAACCAUGGAGACGACUCCAUCCUUACAGCAAUGCUCUCUGGGAGUUGUAUUUGUUGUGGACACAGUCUGUGAUCUUUAACCACUUGACACCUGUAUGAUAUAAGCCCCGCCCACUGAAAUAUUGAACUCUGGUUGGUUGAAACCAUGAAUAUAAGUUAAUUAUGUUGCUCUAAUUGUCUGUAAAUAUGCACAUUGUUGCUUUUUAUAAUUUUAUAGAUGAUAUUUUUCAUGUUUGAAAAAUAUGAAUAAAAUCUACAGAGUUCA